Molecule: messenger RNA, 2297 nt
Organism: Wyeomyia smithii (pitcher-plant mosquito)
Lineage: Eukaryota; Metazoa; Arthropoda; Insecta; Diptera; Culicidae
Exons: 3
Coding region: 266-1999 (577 amino acids)
Cellular component (GO): nucleus
Source: RefSeq, a predicted model, not a curated record
GUUUGGCGCAGACCGUUCGGUCCAUAUCAGUCCUUUCUUGUUCGUUUGACUCGAAUUUUGACAUGUUCGUUUGGCUCACAACACUCUCUUCGCAUAUCUCUCCAUCUGAGUAUUGCUAAUCUUGAGUUAAUAGCGCCGCUAGUGGAGUUGCUCUAAUGUUGUUAUCGUUAUCGUACCAUUUCUUGUUUGAAGAGGUUUGUGUCUAGUGAUUUGAAUUCGUUCGCUAGAUAGUUUCUGUCCGUUGUUUAAAUAAAUUCACAGUACCAUGGGAAUACGACACCUAGAUACGUUCAUCCGACGGGAUCUUCCUGAUGGAUUGUUACAGAUCAAUAUUGAAAAUGAAAUCAGAUCAUAUUACGAAGCUUCAAACACUCCCAAUCCCCCAGCUCCAGUAAUCGUUAUAGAUCUCAUGUCGCUAUAUUAUCCCGUGUGUGAACUUGAUUUCCCUGGGCUACUUUGCGGUGGUCGAUAUAAUCAAGUUGCCUUUACGCUAGAGUGCUUUUUUUCAAGACUGAAAUCUACCGGAGCAGAGCUGGUCUUUUUUCGAGACGGCCCAGUCCAAGAAACUAAAAUAAAUACAUGGCUUGAGCGCCAAGAUCGGAAAUAUGUGGACAGUAUAAAAAUAAUCGAUACCAUUCGCAGGAACCCCAAUCUGCAAUCUCUUAUUGCCAGACAGAGACUUAUUGCCAUAACAGACUAUCCUUAUAGCAGGAUCGCGAAGCAGUUUGGUCCUUUGCAUAUUGCAAUGAGUAAGGAAUGCGAUCAGGAAGUAGCUGCCUAUGCUACUGCCGUAAACGCGAUAGCAGUUGUUUCAAAUGAUACGGAUUUUAUGAUUUUCGAAGGGAACUGGCGCCUCUGGUCUUCGAAAGAUAUCAAUUUUGAAACUUUUAACACGUUUGAGUACAAUCGGACGGCUCUAGUCGAAGCGCUUCAGCUAAGCUAUAAACAAAUGGCUGUAUUCGCAACACUCGGUGGAAAUGAUUUGGUCCAAUAUGAAGAAGUUAAAGCAUUCCACCACAAGCUGGGCUCAAACGAUCGUAAGUUCUACAACUUGGCCGACUUUGUUCGUAACUUGACGAGCGCUGAACAUGACCAGAAAUGGUUAGAAAGCUGCUUGGGGCAAGUUUUUAGAAGACCUAGCGGAGACGUACGUGAACGCUUUCAGAAAAGUUUGGAAUUCUACGACCAGAGCUAUCGAAAAAACGCUAAUGAAUCCGAAAGUACAACGGUUGAUGAACUCAAGCAACUGGCAAUGACAAAAGAAACUGUUUAUCAAGUAUUAAGUGGACGUCCUUUGAAAUUAGUCAUAAAUAUGCUAGAUUUGCGACGAUCGUGUAACGGCGCCAAAUUUCCAGAAAUGGCCCAACGUGUUAUGAUGCGACAGGUAGGAAUACUGCUCUAUCAUCAGCAACGAAGUUGUCAAAACUGGGUGGUACUGAUUAAAGAGAACCAUGACGCCAAUUUUGCUUCACGGCAAUUCCAAAUCGAAUAUCCCAUCGACGCUCCUCCGCCUAUCAUUGAGCUUUUGUCUGACGAUCCGAAAGUUCAAGCAAGUUUACAAGAAACUAAGAUGCGAUUGUUAUGCUGGGUAGCAUCGGAUAAGCUGAGUUAUCAAAUGCUGCAACAAAUUCCAGAGCAGUACGUGGUCACAGUAAUUACAUUGCACUGUUUAGUGGAGAAUCAAGCAAUCAAGCUGUUCGAGGCGGAUCUUUUGUUAUUCGUGGCUUUUAUGGUUUACACUAAAAGCUAUGACUUUCAUACGCUACCAUACCCUUCAGUUCUGAUUGCUGGUGCAGUGAGCGUAGCGUUUCUAUUUACUGCAAUGUAUAAAAUUAUAAGAAUUGCAACCAAAUCUAUUGGAUUGUCCUUCGAAGAUGCCGCAGAUGGUCCUCAUUUCGAUGGUGUUCUUUUCCAACAGUUAUACGCAAACUGGAGAAGAGGAAAAGGAAAUUUAGAGUCAAUCAAGGAUUGGCGCAUAUAUACUCGUUCGACACGCUGAUUCAUAAACUGUAUUCUACUAAUAAAGCAAUAUGUUGAGAAAACAUUCCUCGUAGUGGAGACAGACAACAAAAUCUAACAUCAACUUUCCUCGUAAAACAAAACCAUCAGCUAUUGAAACAACCGGAUUUAUUUUCGCUACCUUCGGUUCACAUCAAACCACAAUCCAUUACUGCAGCAACUUUUUUUCACACGAAUUUACGAGUCGUUCUCAAAGUCAGCUGGGUUUUUGCGAUUGAUCUGGGUGUGCAAGUUUUCCACAUAAUUGUAUACCAUGUAGCCGAUGAUGAAUGCUGUAA